Molecule: messenger RNA, 2492 nt
Organism: Triplophysa dalaica
Lineage: Eukaryota; Metazoa; Chordata; Actinopteri; Cypriniformes; Nemacheilidae
Gene: slc16a5b
Product: solute carrier family 16 member 5b
Exons: 6
Coding region: 303-1982 (559 amino acids)
Biological process (GO): monocarboxylic acid transport; transmembrane transport
Molecular function (GO): monocarboxylic acid transmembrane transporter activity
Source: RefSeq, a predicted model, not a curated record
GCGAGGGGCAGCAUCAUUACACACGAAGGGCUACUUGACGUCAAGAACAGAUGACAACUGCGCGUGCUGAUGGUCGGAAAAACGUUCUGGUGAAAAAAACAACAACCUGCCGGGUGCUUUAAUGAGAUUAAGGGAGAUUAUGGAUUUUCAGCACAAACAAGGUUCUAAAGAGUAUCAGGUUACUCAGCGCUCAUUCCCACAAUACUCAGCAAAUAAGGUUGUCUGCAGGUGACAAUUUCUAUUGUGUACAUUUUACAUUAUAGCUGACCAGUGAGUGGGGCGAGGGCCCUCAUCUGAACAGAAUGACGGACAGUGUGGAGGUAUAUAAGACUCAGCAAAACAAUCAAAGCAAUGAACACAGAUCACUCCAGAGAAGAGACAGUACUGAUGCUGUCACGGGGAGCAGAACAUCUUCUCUGCAGCCCGUAGAUGCACAGCCUGGGUCGGAGGACACAGCCAGCGGUCAGCCAGAGAAAACAGACCUACAGGAAAUGAAAUCUCUCUCCUCUUCUGAGACGCAGCAUCAUUCCACCGGUGAAGCAGGCGGUCAUAGUGGGCAGGUGGCACCCGACGGUGACUGGGGUUGGGUGGUGCUCGCGGCCACUGUCUUGGUGUUGGCGUUGACUCUGGCUUUCCCUUCCUGCAUCGGGAUUUUUUACAAAGACUUGCAGAACGACUUUCAAGCCAGCAACACAGAGACGUCUUGGGUACCAGCCAUCAUGAUGGCCGUGCUGCACGCAGGCGGCCCAAUAUGUAGUGUUCUCGUGGAGUGCUGCGGUUGCCGUGCAACAAUAAUUAUUGGCGGCUUUCUGAGCGGACUGGGAAUGGCGGCCAGUUCAUUUGCACGGACAAUGGUGGAACUGUAUAUGACUGCUGGCAUCAUCACAGGAUUGGGAUUCUGUUUGUCUUUCCAACCAUCAGUCACCAUGGUGGGCCACUACUUUGCGCAUCGCAGGGCGUUUGCCAAUGCCCUUUCUUCCACCGGCACUGCACUCGGUCUCAGUACACUACCCUUGCUGGCCAACGCUCUACUCAGCAGAUUUGGUUGGCGAGGAAGCUUUUUGAUACUAGGAGGAGUUCUGCUGAACUGCUGUGUGUGUGGGGCCGUCAUGCGACCUCUCGGGGCCAAACCAAAGAGACAAGAAAGAACCAAACAUACACACAAUCAACUCUCCAGCCAUCAGGAAAGAGAAGGUCUUAAAGGGCGUCUGCGGACCACUCUCUCCACCUUAAUGCCUUUCUUGCGCCGGCACAUGGCUUUUGACCUCCUGUGCAGUAACCUUCGCUUCCGUGCCUAUGCUCUCGGGGUGUCUGGGAUGAUGGUGGGCCUCGUGGUGCCUUUAGUUUACUUGGUUCCAUACACCACUGCACAGGGUGUGGACCAAGACCGAGCCGCUCUGCUCAUGGCUAUACUUGGAUUGGUGAACAUCACGGUUCGGCCAGCAGCUGCCUUCGUGUUCGGCCUGCCUUUUUUCCAGGGCAGCCGUAACUUUGUAUACCUGUUUGCCAUCGCUGUGCUGAUCAACGGAUUGAGCAACUGCAUCUGUGGGAUGGCGACAAGUUUUACGGUGCUACUGAGUUACGUUAUAAUCUAUGGGUUUUCCAUGAGUCUUAUCGGGUGCCUGCUGUUCACCGUACUGAUGGAGACGGUAGAGAUGAGCCGCUUCCCAUCAGCCCUAGGCCUCAUCAGCAUUAUGGAGAGCAUUAUGCUGCUCAUCGGUCCACCGCUAGCAGGCGUCCUAGUCGACAGCACUAAGCAGUAUAGCUACGUGUUCUUCGCUUGCAGUGUUACUGGGUCCACAGCUGGUCUCUUCAUCAUGCUGUCCUUCUACUGGCUGGACAGAGAAGAGGACACAGAUGUUGAGAGAUCCUUUUCUCUCAAAGACACAGAUUCUUUAAAGCCAAGUAUCAAGAUUGACUGUGAUUACAGUCAAGUGCCUUUAUAUAAUAAGAAUAUCAGAGAUAUUGAGACUGAUGUAUGAACCAGGAAACCACCUUAUGUGCAUUAAGCAAACCUACUUUAUUACAUACAUGAUAAACUGUAUUUUCUGUCUUUUCCUGUCCUCAUCAUAUUGGUUUAGAAUCAGUUACUGCCAUUAUUAUUAACACACAUAGCUUUUGUAGUAUUGUUGUGUACACAAUAGAUUGGACCAGAACUGCAAGCCUUACUUUUCACAGUUCCUUUCUGUUAUUUAACCAAAAACAUAUUUAUGUUUAUUACUGAACAUUUUUUAAGUUCAAUUGUAACUCAAUCCUAAUUCUAUAUGAAUGAAAAAUGCCAAUUGAAACUGACAUUCAUAUUAGUUUUUGAUAGCAGAUAAUCCUGGGCACAAAAUAACGUAGAACAGAUCAUGUGUGAGAUACUGUAGCCUUGUGUAAUGAAUGCCUUAAAUUAUAUUAUUUAUAAUGCUCUGUUAGCUUUUGUUUUAUGUAGACGCUGCUUUUCAAUCAGUCAUUUAUUUAUAUAUUUAUAAAGAAAAAGUUUCAUUGUG